Messenger RNA from Grus americana (Whooping crane), 2536 nucleotides. Its product is annotated as methanethiol oxidase-like. Gene Ontology annotation, molecular function: selenium binding. The coding region runs from base 454 to 2007 and encodes 517 amino acids. NCBI's taxonomy places the organism in Eukaryota, Metazoa, Chordata, Aves, Gruiformes, Gruidae. The record is from RefSeq and is a predicted model, not a curated record. The transcript is spliced from 11 exons.
UCCCAAAGGCUUCGGAGCGAUGGCCCCUCCCUUGGCAGCUGCUUUCUCCCCCACCCCUUUGCCUUGGAUAUAAGGCCCCCGUGGAGCAGCCCUGGCACAACACAACCUGCUCCAGCGAGGCAGACAGCAGCUGCACCUCCAGUUCCAGCCCCCCUGCUCUUGAGGAGAGUGACCCAGGCGGCCAUCGGCAUGGGUAAGAGAUACUCUGCAGCCUCCCCGCAGCCCAGCGCAGCUCCGAGCCUUGUAGCCCCAUCGUGGAUCCGGCUCCAGGCACUGCCUGGAGGCUGCAGACAUCCCACCUGGAAACCCAGCCCCACCUGGGACUGCUGGGUUUGUUCCUCUGCAGCGCUGCAGGGAGGAGAAGAGUGGAACUGAAGUUUGGUGUUUUGUCCCACUGGUCCCAAAGGUUUCCUUGGUCUCUUGCCUUGGUUUCUGAGGUUUGGCAGUGCCAGAAUGACAGGAGCUGGUGGUCACAGAGGUUCCCAUUGGCACUUGGGCUGGGAGAAGGUCCUUUGGGCGGGACAGAGUCUUUGGGAGAGGCACCUUUUAGGACAGGGAGGUUUUUCAUCUUGUUCUUCUCUUCUUCUCAAACCAGACAGAUGCAGACUUCAGUGCUACGACUACCCCACCUGCCCGGAUACUGUGAAAGCUCCCAGAGAGGAGGUUGCCUACGUGACCUGUACCUACAGGGAAACAUGCAUCGACCAACCUGACUUCCUGGCCACCGUCGAUCUCAACCCCAGAUCUCCAUAUUACGGCCAGGUGAUCCACCGCCUGCCCAUGCCCAACCUCAAAGACGAGCUGCAUUCCUCGGGGUGGAGCGCUGGCUGCACCUGCUUUGACAAUACCACAGCGAAAAGGAACAAGCUGAUUCUUCCCUGUUUGAUUUCUUCCCGCAUAUACGUGGUGGAUGUGGGUUCACAGUGCCGGGCUCCCAAGCUGUGUAAGAUGAUUGAGCCGGUGGAUGUCUUCUGGAAGUGCAACAAGGGAUACCUCUGCGUAGUUCAUAGCCUGCCUAAUGGUGACGUGUUGAUCUCCAACAUGGGAGAUCCAGCUGGCAACGGGAAAGGGGGAUUUAUUGUGCUGGACGGAGAGACCUUUGAGCUGAAGGGGAACUGGGAAAACGAGUGUGAGGCCCCGCCGACUGGAUACGACUUCUGGUACCAGCCGCGCCACAACGUCCUGAUCAGCACUGCCGGAUUAGUCCCAAAGCGCGCGGGAUGUGGCUUUAAUCCCAACGACUUGAAGAAAGGGGUCUUUGGGCGCCGCCUGAACGUGUGGAACUUGUCCUGCCGCACCCUCACGCAGUGCUUUGACCUGGGGGAGGACUCUCUGCCCCUGAGCGUUAAAUUCCUCCACAACCCCGACGCUGCCGAGGGAUACGUCAGCUGCGCCCUGAGUGGCAUCGUCUACCGCUUCUACAAGUGCGAGAGAGACAACUGGUCAGUAGAAGAGGUGAUUCGGAUUCCGGCCAAGGACGUGACGGGAUGGAUUAUGCCCAAGAUGCCAGCCUUCACAGUCGACCUCAUCAUCUCCAUGGACGACAGGUACCUGUACCUCAGCAACUGGCUGCACGGAGACAUCCGCCAGUAUGAGCUCUCCAGAAGCUGCAAGCCCCGGCUGGUGGGACAGGUGUUUGUGGGAGGCAGUAUCCUGCGAGGCGGACCCGUGACCGUGUGUAGAGACGAAGAGCUGAAGUGCCAGCCGGAUCCCUUGGUGAUCAAGUGCAAGAGAGUGUACGGCGGCCCGAGUAAAAUGCAGCUCAGCCUGGACGGCAAGAGGCUGUACGUCACCAACUCCUUCUACAGCACAUGGGACAAGCAGUUCUACCCGAACGUGGUCAAGGAAGGCUCUGUCAUGCUGCAGAUUGAUGUGGACACGGAGAAGGGAGGCCUGACCGUGAACAAGAACUUCCUGGUGGAUUUUGGAAAGGAACCCAACGGGCCUUGCCUUGCCCACGACAUCCGCUUCCCUUGUGGGGAUUCCACCUCCGACAUCUUGGCCUAGGCGCCAUGCGAACGACUCCCCGCUUCCCUCUCUUCUGUAUUGCGGCCGUUAGAAACGAGCGUAGGGUAAUUGGGUCUGGGGGUCCCCGCUCAUCGCUGGAGUCUAGAUUUCUGCUAACGUGAGCUACGGAAGCUCCGCCUUGUUGCGAGGGUUGGGUUCAGGCAGACCAGUGAGCAAAGUCACACGGCAAGUUUUCAUGUUGUUUUCAGUGCAAAGCAACCCCUGGGUCCGAUUCACAGAGCAGAGCCCGGGGCCGUUGCUCAGAUCUAGAGGUGUGCAGUGCACACAGUGCCUUUUGGCAGAAGAGAAGUGCCCAGUUCGUCUGAGUUACCGUUCUUCAGCCAGGUCGUUCCUGGAUAGUCUUCCCUGGCACGAGAGCGCUCUUGGCUCGUCUUCACGGGCUUGGGUCGGUCUGCGUCAUGGCUGAAGGAGAAUGAAGUGCUUUAUUUUGAAAAGAGGUGCCUGUUUCCUGACACUGGUUUGCUGUUGUAUUCUGCUUUAAACAAGAAUAAAACUGUUCUUUGCAUCA